AUGAUUCAGGUGAGCCGCUUUCUGGUGAUUACGUGGCUGGUCGGGCCACUUGGAUGGCUCGCUGGAGGUCCCUGCGUCCAAGCAUACAAGCUGGCCGAGACGCCCAUCAAUAUCACCAAUUCAAACGACUCGACAGUGGUUCGUGAGGUGGAGCGAUUGUUGGGGAAGAACUUGGUGCAUGAUGCAGGUGAGAUGAACUCAAUGCCCGAGCCGCACGAGGAAAACGCCACUAAUGGCACUGGAAUGCAGAGUCUGGCCAAAAACUUGGAGUUCCUGCUGCUCAAGGUGGGGCAACUGGAGACGGUGGUGCAACUGCAGCAGGCCGAGCUCGACGCUGCGCAUACCGAAAUCGAUGCCUUGAAAGAGCAUGUUGGCUUGGAUGUCCAGCACGUCGCAAUGGCAAAGAAGAGAAGCCGGGAUCCUCAUGCAGCGGGGGACGUCCUGAAGAGCGUCCUUCACAAGCACCACCGCCAGCGCGAGACGAGAAAUCACGAUCCCGAUGCCCACAAGGACCUUGUGACUGACGACCCCGAGGUUGCGCCGGCACAGACUGAAAGCCCUGCAGAGGCUUUGCUGCAACGCGAGGCGCAGAGGAAGAGGUCGGAGAAGGAAGAGGUUUCACACCAUUCCUUAGACGCGAGCCUCUCCUCCAAGAUUCCAUUUGUCGACGACAUCGCAGACGCGGUCGAGACCGUCUCGGGCUCGGGCCUGGUGCCUGCCGACUUGAAAACAGCUUUCGACAGGGUUGCCGAAGUCGACCAAGUACGGUUUGUGCAGAAUACGGUGAUCGACACCGUCGCGAAGGCAACCGUCAUUCUGCAGGGCUUCACCAACGGCUUCGACUUCAGAGAGAAUUGUGACCUGCCCAGACCAAGUUUCAGUUACAGGUCCAGUUCCCCGCCUUCUUUUGUCAUGAACUUCGGUCGCCAACGGUGCACAGUAACGCUUGUGGGCCAAACCAUCGAGCUCUUCGACAACAACAUUGGUGAGCUAAGCGUCCCCUUGCCGAAUCCGCUGGACCAUUUGCCCGAGCAGAUACGGAAGGUUGCUGGGGCCAGUGAGGAGAUGAUCGACAGGCUCAUCAGCAUGUCUUGGAAUUUGUUGAACACCGCCCACUGCAACAGAGGCGACACCUUCCACUGCAUGGCCAAACGUGUUGCAACUUACGUCAUGCAGUUCGAGCCGCCAUUGAACUGGCUUCCAGAACCAAUCAAGCGUGUUGCUGCACAUACCCAGGAGGCGGUCGACAGGUUGUUCCAGAUGAUCCACGUCCUGCUGAACACCGCCCACUGCAACAGAGCCGACAGCUUCCACUGCAUGGCCAAACUCGUGGCGAAUCAUGUCCAGGACUUCGCGCCCCCCAUGAACUGGCUACCAGAGCAGCUGCACACUGUCGUCAAUGCAGGCCAGGAGGGUGUCGCCAGACUCUUCGCGAUGGUCCGUGAUCUUCUGAACACCCCGCACUGCGACAGAGGCAACAUUUUCCAUUGCAUGGCUAAGAAGGUGGCAAACUACGUCCAGGAGUUCGCGCCGCCAUUGAACUGGCUACCCCAGCAGCUGCACACAGUCGUCAAUGCGGGAGAGGAGGGUGUCGCCAGGCUCUUUGCGAUGAUCCGUGACCUUCUGAACACAGCGCAUUGCGACAGAAACAAUGUCUUCCACUGCAUGGCUAAGAAGGUGGCAAACUAUGUCAUGGAGUUCGCGCCCCCCAUGAACUUCUUGCCCCAGCAGCUGCACGCCGUCGUCAACGCGGGCCAGGAGGGGGUCGACAGGGUCUUCGCUAUGAUCCGUGACCUUCUAAACACAGACCAUUGCGACAGAGGCAACAUUUUCCACUGCAUGGCCAAAAGAGUGGCGGGCUAUGUCAUGCAGUUCGAGCCGCCAUUGAACUACAUGCCCAGUCCGGUCGGUCUUCUUGCCGGUUCAGAUGUCAACUCCAUCCAAAGCCUGGUGACCAUGGGGAAUGACCUGCAGAACUGCCAGGAUUUCGAAUCCGGUCAUGAUGUCAUGAAAUGUCUGGGCUUCAAGAUCAUGGAGCGGGUGCCUCCUUUGAACUACCUGAACAAGCUUGGUGACACGAUCGGCGUGUACCUCGAGACCUUUGCAAAGGCGGGCACCUCCUUGGCCAUGAAGGCUUUGCAGGGAGGUACCUCCCUCAUCCAGAAGGCCAGCCUGUCCGAGUUCCCGGCCGUCGGAAAGAUGCCGGUGCGCCAUGAGCAGGGCAACCUGGUCGUGCAGAUGCACUCGCAGAAGAGGACGCCGCAUCCCUCCCUCUUGCAGCUGAUGUCGGAGCAGGGCCGCCAGGCGGGCCGCCAGGGCCGGGAGGAGGACGUGAUUAUGCCAAAGUUUGCACCUGGCGACGACGCCAAAGUCACGAAUCUCAUCACCCAGUUCCACGGCAGGGAGGCGAAUUCGGGCUCCUGCCUGGCCUUCGCUCCCCGGAACAAGAACGGGGCUCAGGUUGGCAACCACCAGGAGGCGACGAAAGAGGACUGGACCUCGGCCAAGAAGGAGGACUUCGUCGCGCUGGAGCCUUGGGCGGUGCCCUGCGACAACACCUGGAUGAAGGAGAACUGGAACAAGUGGCAGGGCUACUCCUUCUACACCGGGGAGGUGGGAAUCGAGAAGUGCCUGCAAGUUGACUUUUCCAUGACGUUGCAGCCGGUGCUGGCCGCCAUCGUGGGCCUAAGUAUCGAGAUUCUGCCGAAAGACUUCCUGUCUGUUGGCACCACCGUGUGUUGGCCGACCCAGAUGCCGGGUGGCCUUGAUUUGUCCGUCCUCCGUUCGACGAUCAAAGCGGGUGGCCACCUCCUCUUCAGCCGGACCUUGCGGCUUGCGAAAAGGUUCGGCGAAAACACGGACUUCGUGAAGAAGAACCUGGGCACCGGCUACCAGACCUGGAGAAGCCCUCUUGGCAUCGCCAAAGGCGAGAGCAAUACUGCCUUUGCGCCCAUGUCGCUCCUGGAGAGCAACAAGGGCAACAAGAGCCAGGGCGAGAGCGAGGGUGAGAGUGAGGAGAAGUUGAAGGCUGGUUCCUGGUACUUCAACGCCGAUCCUGAGGAGGUCUACCUGGCUUCCAUCGACUACGGCGACUCCAUGGGUGAACCCAACAGGACCUGGGAGAUGCGAGGGAGGGAUGCCCUGCUUCGCUUGCAGGCGAUGCAGGAGGCGAAGACGAAGAAGGAGAAGGAGAGCAAGAGCCAGGAGGAAGAGGGCCAGGAGGAGGUCAUCGAGCUCUUCAACUUCAAAAUCCAAACGGGGAUGAACAACUACCACAUCCAAGGCCUCCUCGACGGUAACAUCCUGGAGUUGGGGGUACAGAUGGGCUGGGGACCUUUCCAGAGCCCUGCCAAGAGGAUUCCCGUGGCGGACUUCGGCCUGCAGUUUGCCGCAGUCCUGGCCGCCAUCCCCUGGAUCUCCGUGGAGACCAAGAAGACGGCCAUCAAAGCGAUGACGGACUGGGCAUGGCCAGAGGAGCAGGAGCUUGAGAAGCGGCAGCCAGCGGAUCCGUCUUCCAUGGUGGCCUGGUUCAAGAGCGAGGAUGCGAGCGCGGAGUGGAAAAGUUCGGUGGGUAGCUGGCAGGCUCGCGUGACGAGGGGCAGCCCCACCAGAAAGGUUGAGACAGGCCACGGUGCCGAGUUUCCUGUUGUGCACCUCGCCGGCGACGCCCACACCGGAAUUGACUUCGGCGUGAUCAUGAAGCCGGACUUCACCAUUUGCUCGGUCACCCGCUAUCUCGGAGGAACAAAUAAGCGAAUUCUCCAGCACAAUAACCCCAACUGGCUUCACGGCCACUGGGAGGGAGCGGUGGGGGUUGCUUUCUACAACCACAACUGGGUGUACCAGCACGGUUGGGGCAAGCCACCCACGGACUGGCUGGUGAUGUGUGGCAACAGUGCAGGGGCUAUUUUCCGGGGUCAGGAGAUGAGGAACAUCGGAGAGGGGCACGUGGAGAAGGCAAACGGAGACUCUCACUUGUACAUCAACGACGGCCAUUUUACUGAGUCCUCGGACUUUGGUGUCAUGGAGGUCAUCGUUUGGAAUCGGGCACUUUCGGAUGGCGAGAUGUUGACCAGCAUGGAGUACCUGAACUCGAAGCUCGGCCCCCUUCGACCGCAACCGGCCGGCAUGUCUUCCAUGGUGGCCUGGUUCAAGAGCGAGGACGCCGACUCCACUUGGAAAAGUUCGGUGGGCGGCUGGCAAGGCCGCGUGACGAAGGGAAGUGUCACCAAAAAGGUCGAGGGCGGCCACGGUGCCACAGUUCCUGUUACGUACCUCACGGGUGACUCCACUGCCGGAUACGACUUCGGCCGGAUCAUGAAGAAGGACUACACGAUCUGCUCGGUCACCCGCUAUGUCGGAACAGGGAGAAAGGGGCGAAUUCUCCAAACCAACAGUCCGAACUUCCUUCAUGGCCACUAUGCUGGCUGGGUGGGGGUUGCAUAUUACAACACGUGGGUGACACAGCACGACGGGACCUCCUUCUCCCCCUUGACCGACUGGCUGGUGAUGUGUGGCAACAGUGCGGGGUUGCUCUACCGAAACCGAGAAAGGAAGAAUGUGGGAAUAGCCCCAGCGGCGAAAAUAGAUGGAGACUUCCACGUCUUCAUCAACGAGGGCUUCGUCGAGCAUGACUCAUCGGAGUUUGGUGUCAUGGAGGUCAUCGCAUGGGACCGGGAACUCUCGGAAGAGGAGAUGUGGAGCAACAUGGAGUACCUGAACUCGAAGCUCGGACCUGCUCUCCAGCCGGCUGACAAGGCAUCCAUGGUGGCUUGGUUCCAGAGCGGGGAUGCCUCCUUAUCUUGGAAAAGUUCGGUGGGCGGCUGGCAAGGCCGCGUGACGAAGGGAAGUGUCACAAGACAGGUCGAGGCUGGCUUCGGGGCCACAUUUCCGGUUGCGUACCUCACUGGCGACGCCCUUGCCGGAUACGACUUUGGCCGGAUCAUGAAGAAGGACUACACGAUCUGUUCGGUCACACGCUACGUCGGAGACGGAGCAAAGGGGCGAAUUCUCCAGAAUAAUCAUCCGAACUGGUACCAUGGCCACUAUGCUGGAGGCAAGGGGGUUGCUUAUUAUGGCACCUGGGUAAGUCAUGAUUAUCAGCACACGGGCUUGACCGACUGGCAAGUGAUGUGCGGCAACAGCGCGGGAGUCCUCUUCAGGGGCAAGGACAGGGUGAACAUCGGUCAGAACCCAGCGGCGAAGUUUGAUGGAGACUUCCACCUGUUCAUCAACGAGGGCUUCGUGGAGGAGGCAUCCCGAUUUGGCGUCAUGGAGAUCAUCGUCUGGGGCCGGGAGCUCUCGGAAGAGGAGAUGUGGACCAGCAUGGAGUACCUGAACGCAAAGCUCUCUGGUCCUCAGUGA
This is a messenger RNA of Symbiodinium sp. CCMP2592, 5364 nucleotides long. The record is from the annotation of a GenBank genome assembly. Lineage: Eukaryota; Dinophyceae; Suessiales; Symbiodiniaceae.